UUUAUGGGUUUAUUGCCACCAAAGGAUUUCAAGAUGUAUUUUUAAACAACUAUUGCUCAACAUAAGCAAUAUGUCAGUCUCCAUUGGCAAUAUUGCUAGAAAUACAAAUUUUCAGAAAUCAUUUAUUGCCUGUCGAUAUGCCCCUUAAGUGCUUCAAUUUCAAAGCAGUUACCACAUUGCCGUUAUUCCGGUUAAUCGGUUAUCGAAUAGUGCGCGCAUAACUAAUAAAAAUAUUCAAAAUAGUUCGGUGAUAUGACUUAAAUUAUUAUCUUUUUGUUUUCAUCAUAUGUCAAAAAUAUUUAAUUACGUUUUGCUUUUGGGUAAAUUUUUGAAAUUAAAUCACAAUAAACACAAUCACACUUCGAUAAAAUUAUUGCGAAGCAGAAAAAUAAACCCAUUUAUAUUCUUUGUAAAAAGUUUUAGUUUGCCAAACGAUAACAGAGUAGUGCCAGCAAGUUAUACAAAUUAAUUUCGCAAGCAAGUUAAAAAAAUAACUUAGCGCACCUUUUUAAUGGAUAUUUCACAAGAUUUAAAUAAUAGUGCUGAGCUUGAAUUGGAAAAUCAACAAGAACAACUUUUACUUCAUAUGGAUGAGCUAACUGCUAAAAUUGACAAAGUACUCACGCAUCAGCACGAACUAAUAGCAUUGGUUAGAAAAGCCUCCAAACACAAUGUAUGCCUAUCUAUAGUCAAAAAAGAAGAAUUGGGUCCUGUUAAGCACGAUUUAGCAAGCAAUGCAGCAGCGCAUUUGCCAGCUUUGAAAUGUCUACUCGAACGCAAAAGUAUGCAUCAAUUUUAGCACUUUAAUAUUUUGAAGAUAAACAAAUAAUACAAUUUUUGGCGGAUACAAAUCAGAGCAAUUUUCCAAUCACAGUUUUAUUUUCCAACUGCAAUAUAAUGCGGCGUUAAUACAAAUUUAGUUGAUAAAUAGCUGUUGUGCUCAGCAAUUAUGGGCUAAAUAAAAAUUCUUGUCAUUAAUUAGUUUUUUCAGCAUACAACAAUUCGGUUGUGAAUCAUAUGUAAUAAAAAUAUGUGUUUUUGGUAACAAGUAUAA
Messenger RNA from Bactrocera oleae (olive fruit fly), 1054 nucleotides. Lineage: Eukaryota; Metazoa; Arthropoda; Insecta; Diptera; Tephritidae. The record is from RefSeq and is a predicted model, not a curated record.